ACCAUGUUUAAGAUGCACGUUCACUUUUAAUAUAUAAAAACAACCCCAACUUCCAGGCAGUGCCACAGGGUAAGACAGAGAAAAGUACCUCUGUGUUAGAUUAUCACCGAUUUGCACAACAAGACUUUCUGCUGACAUCUUCCUCCUGCAGGUGAUAGAUCUCUCAUAAGCAUGAGGCUGUUUGAUCACAUGGGCUUAGGAUUCCUUCUGGGGAUCAUCCUUCCAUUCUGCUCACAAGUAAGAGUGACAGCUGAUUUGACGACAAUUGUAUAUCCUUCAGUUCCCACUUCUCAGCCUCCAACAUCAAAUUCCAGUCUUACAACACUGGAUUCACGGGAGACAGCCACUUACACAACACAGACUUCCACUUCCGAAUCUACUGCCGGUGUUAGAUCCGAACGACUAACAGAGACACCCACCUCUACGGCCCUAGAAUUCUCUUCAACACUUCCAACAGAGGGGCUGCCUUCUAGUACAGAUUCUGAACUCUCAACUCUUGGGGUGGAUCCAACUAAAACCAAACCCUGUGAAGAAAAUUACAAACAACAAAUGCUGAUUUGCCUGAUCAUAAUUGGGGUGCUUAUUUUCAUUUGUGUGGUCCUGCUCUUGGUCAUCGUUGUUUUGGCAGGCAAACUGACCUACGACAAGAGAAAACAGCUUAACAAGCGUUUUCCGAGGAGUAAUGGUGAUUUUCUAAGUACCAACAGCUUAUGGCCCAUUGGAUUAGAGACACUACAGAGGGUGUCCACCGAGAGCCCAAAGCCCCGAGGCCUAAGCCUGGAGAGACCAGUAGAAGGGCAAGGACAAAACGGGGAUGACGUCAACAAGAAGCUGGUUAGUGAAUUAGCAGAUCGACAGAAGCAGAAGGAGAUAUUGGCAAACACACACAAAACCAUCAUUACCACUGUUGAAAUUUAAGCCUCGCUUGGGACUUCUUAUUUGGGAGAGAAGGAAAUCUGCGGGCAGAUAUACUGGUUCCUGGGUGCUGGUAAUUUUUCAGGUAUUAUACAUAGUAAGAGAGCAUCAUCUCAGUCCUGUGAACUUCUCCAGGAUGAGGAUGGUUUCAUUUCAAGCAAAGACUGACAUGCAGGAAGAGAGCAGACAUGGCUACAGCUGGGGAAAGCAGAGCAAAUGGUUCCCACCUCUAUUUACACUUAAUCAGAAGUAGGGCUGAAAAGAUGAGACUGGCUUUACAAAUACAAUCUUAAAUAUGCAAUGUCCUCAGAUGUUUGUUCUUCCUCCGUUACUAAUGAAAGCUGGACCUCAGAUAUGCUGUGAGCAUAUCUAUCCACCACUGUUCACCCCAUCUUAGCAGCAUGGACACCAAUCAGACUAAAAGACAAAAUGCCUCCCUUACCUGUUCUUGCAUGAAAUUUUGGGAGGCGGAGUAAGCCUCUGUGUUGCUUAUCAGAGCCCUGCAGGGUCACUGGGUCCUUUCCUGGCCAGCUUCUCCAAAACCUUUGUGGGAGGACAUGAUUUCAACUCCUUAUGAUCUCUGUCUGUUGAACUGAACGCAUAAGUUCCAAGGAAGGAAGGAAACCAUUUCCAAAUCAAUCUUGCCUUCUCCUUUGUACUGUCUGUUGCUUAGGCAGAAACUUGAGCAGGACCAGUAAAAAUACACAAUGGUUGCCUUGACACGGGCCAACGGAAGAAUUGAUUUGCAUAUACAUAAUAAACUAAUUUUAGAUUA
Thamnophis elegans (Western terrestrial garter snake) is the source of this 1690-nucleotide messenger RNA. It is a transcript of the gene EVI2A, whose product is annotated as ecotropic viral integration site 2A. The record is from RefSeq and is a predicted model, not a curated record. The transcript is spliced from 2 exons. The coding region runs from base 172 to 918 and encodes 248 amino acids. Gene Ontology annotation, cellular component: membrane. Lineage: Eukaryota; Metazoa; Chordata; Lepidosauria; Squamata; Natricidae.